Molecule: messenger RNA, 723 nt
Organism: Protobothrops mucrosquamatus (brown spotted pit viper)
Lineage: Eukaryota; Metazoa; Chordata; Lepidosauria; Squamata; Viperidae
Gene: SHISA4
Product: shisa family member 4
Exons: 5
Coding region: 7-594 (195 amino acids)
Source: RefSeq, a predicted model, not a curated record
ACGGCGAUGGGGAGCUGGGCCCUGGCGUGGACGGUGCUUUGCAGCCUGGUCGCUGCAACCCUGGUCUCGGCUGAUGAAGACUGCAAGUGGUACAUAGACAGAAAUGGCUCCUGGCACCGUGGCAUAGACUGCAACUUCCCCUCUUUCUGCUGUGGUGAUUGCUACCAUCGCUUCUGUUGCUUUGAUUUCAGGAACCUUCUCACUGAACGGCAGCAAAAGCACUGCAUGACCUUUGGGCCAAGGACCAUUGCUGGCAUCGCUUCAGCUGUGAUUCUCUUUGUGGCCAUUGUUGCCACCAUCGUCUGCUGCUUCCUGUGUUCCUGCUGCUACUUGUACCAGCGACGGCAUCACAUGCAGACUCCUUAUCAAGGUCAGGAGAUUCCACUUUCUGGUUAUCCUGAUCAGCCUCCAGGCCCUUAUCCUGUGGAUCCAAAAGCAGGGCCAGCAUUUCAUCCUGGAUAUGCACCUGUGUUUCCCUACCCACCUACAGUUCCAGCAGCACAGUAUCCUCUAUAUCCACCGGGGCCACCGUACUACAAUCCUUCAGCUCCCCCACCAUACAUCCCACCGCAACACACACAGCCUACUACUUGAGAAGAAUCUUGGAGGACUAAUCAGAAGAAGCCUUUCUCUCUGGGGCUGCUAACUCCCUUUUUACAGAACUUGUAGGGGGACUCCUACUGUCCUGAAACUCCAGCCUGUGUCAGUAUUUUCCAGUGGUAU